Molecule: messenger RNA, 6602 nt
Organism: Carassius gibelio (silver crucian carp)
Lineage: Eukaryota; Metazoa; Chordata; Actinopteri; Cypriniformes; Cyprinidae
Product: gastrula zinc finger protein XlCGF26.1
Exons: 4
Coding region: 358-1998 (546 amino acids)
Cellular component (GO): nucleus
Source: RefSeq, a predicted model, not a curated record
CAACAACAACAACAGAGGGAGGAGGAGAAGAUCUGUGCGCUGAAUAAAGUCAAACAAAUCGUUUGUUAUUUACGUAGUUUUUUAUUUCUCAAACUGGAGCAGCGACUGGGUUUUAAAAGCCGUUGGUGGAACAUCCCUGUAAAUCACCGUCAAAGCGGCAGACGAAGACAAGAGAAUGAAACCAAAUCUCCCCGUAUUAUUUUCCUCCUAACGCUGCUUCUCACUCCAGUCCAGGGGGUGGUGCAGAGCGGGCCAUCACCAUCUUGGCAGCAUGUCACUCCGGGUCGUGACUCAGUUUUGAAGCAAGCAGGAAUAUCUGGAGGAGUAUCAUCUGAACUGAGAUCUGCUGCUGUGAAGAUGGAGUUUGUUAAAGAGGAGAGAGAAGAGAACACAAGUGAGCCAGAAACCUGGAGAAUAAAACAAGAGGAACCAGAAACCUGGAAAAUAAAACAAGAGGAACCAGAAACCUGCAGAAUAAAAUACAAGGAACCAGAAACCUGGGUAAUAAAACAAGAGGAACCAGAAACCUGGGGAAUAGAACAUGAGGAACCAGAAACUCUGAGAAUAGCUCAUGAGGAUCCAGAAACCAUGAGAAUAAAAUAUGAAGAAUCAGAAACCAUGAGAAUAAAACACGAGAAACCAGAAACCAUGAGAAUAAAACACGAGGAACCAGAAACCAUGAGAAUAAAACACGAGGAACCAGAAACCUGGGGAAUAGAACACGGGGAACCAGAAACUUUGAGAAUAACUCACGAGGAACCAGAAACCUGGAGAAUAAAACACGAGGAACCAGAAACUAUGAGAAUAAAACACGAGGAACCAGAAACCAUGAGAAUAAAACAUGAGGAACCAGAAACCUGGGGAAUAGAACACGGGGAACCAGAAACUUUGAGAAUAACUCACGAGGAACCAGAAACCUGGAGAAUAAAACACGAGGAACAAAGAGGCCUGAUGGAAAUGAAAGAAGAAAGACAAGAUCUGAAUGAGGUGGAGGAGAAAUAUCAGGAUCAGAAAGAUCAUGAUGUCAAUGGAGAAAAAUCAGCGAUUUGCAGCAUUAAAGAAAGAGAAGUCAAAGGGCCUUUCAGCUGCUCUGAGUGUGGAAACACGUUCACAUGUAACAGAAAUCUUAAGAGGCACAUGUUAAUUCAUGCUGAAAUAAAACCUUUCAGCUGCUCUCAGUGUGGAAAGAGUUUUACCACGAGAGCAAGCAUUAAGGAUCACAUGUUAAUUCAUGCUGGGAUAAAGCCUUUCAGCUGCUCUCAGUGUGGAAAGAGUUUUACACAGAAAGGACAACUUAAGAAUCAUUUGGUAACUCAUACUUCAGAAAAGCCUUUCAGCUGCUCUGAGUGUGGAAAGAGUUUUACACAGAAAUCAAGCUUAAAGAUUCACAUGUUAAUUCAUACUGGGAUAAAGUCUUUCAGUUGCUCUCAGUGUGGAAAGAGUUUUACAUAUAAACUAUGCCUUAAGAAGCACAUGUUAAUUCAUACUGGAAUGAAGCCUUACAGCUGCUCUCAGUGUGGAAAGAGUUUCACACAUAAAGUAAAGCUUGAGAAUCAUUUGGUAACUCACACUUCAGAAAACCAUAUCAGCUGCUCUCAGUGUGGAAAAAGUUUUACAACGAGAGCAAGCAUUAAGAAUCACAUGUUAAUUCAUGCUGGAAUUAAGCCUUUCACCUGCGCUCAGUGUGGAAAGAGUUUCACAUUUAAAGGAAACCUGACGCAUCACAUGUUAAUUCAUGCUGGGAUAAAGUCAUUCAGCUGCUCUCAGUGUGGAAAGAGUUUUACAAAGAAAUCAAACCUUACGAAGCACGUGUUAAUUCAUACUGGGGAAAAGCCUUUCUCCUGCUCUCAGUGUGUAAAGACUUUUAGAGAUAAAUCAAGCCUUAAGGAUCACAUGUUAAUUCAUACUGGGAUAAAGUCUUUCAUCUGCUCUCAGUGUGGAAAGAGUUUUACAAAGAAAGCAAGCCUUAAGAAGCACAUGUUAAUUCAUACUGGGUAAAAAGCUUUCAUCUACUCUGUGUAGAAAGCCUUUUAAACAUAAAGGUGACCUUGAUAAUCAUUUGGUAACUCAGAUUUCAUAAGCCUUUUACAUAUUAAAGGGGUCAUCGGAUGCCCAAUUUCACAAGUUGAUAUGAUUCUUUAGGGUCUUAAAAAAAAACUUACUUUGGUUAAAAUGUCUCAAUUGUAGUGUAACCAUUGAUGUUACUGCUGUGUUAAUAUUUACAUUCAAUUAAAUUCAAGUUUAUUUGUAUUGAAAGUGAAGAGUUGUCAUCAGGUUACAGAGCCCCUCCCCUCAAUAUCGCCCUCUCCGCCAUGUUGGCAGGAUCCCAGCGGCAAAACAUGAUUGUUUACAUGUGGUGUUAACUCUAGUGGAGGAGGUUCUCGCAAUUCCGCACUGUUUUACCAUGCCUGGAAGUUACUGCUGCGUUAAAAAACUGCUCCAUUAGCUCACACGAUACAUAUGGAACACACAGGAACAAUGGAAUACAGUUUUUUAGGUUAAACCAGGCGCAAAACAGUGGUAUUUGGAGAAGCUCUCAGGCAUCCAAAAUAUCGACCCAUUCAAGCUCCCUGCAGUGGAAUGGCACAUAGGACCAUUUACCUACAUGCAUAUAUAUGGACAUUGUGAAUUAUCUAAACAAUGCAGGAGUUUAAAAGCCACAAGUCUUUGGAAAGUUUUUCCAAAUCAUUAGGUUCUGUCAUUCAGAAACAUGGCUUUUCAUACCACUGCUAUGCUGAUGACACUCAACUCUACCUCUCAUUCCAUCCUGAUGAUCCGACGGUAGCUAUUCGCAUCUCAGCUUGUCUAACAGACAUUUCUUCCUGGAUGAUGGACCAUCAACUUCAACUCAACCUUGCCAAGACAGAACUGCUUGUGAUUCCAGCAAACCCAUCGUUCCAUCACAAUUUCACCAUCAUGUUAGGCACAUCAACCAUAACUCCUUCAAAAACAGCUAGAAGCCUUGGAGUAAUGCUGUGUUCACACCAAACGCGAAUAGAGCGUCAAAUUCGCGUCUACCGCGCCUAGUUUGCCGCUUGACCAUUUUGAGAUCAUUCGCACGUGAAAUUAACUUCACAACAGACGCGAAUUCGCGUCAUGGGGGGCUUCUGCCAGCUGAGUUCACGCAGCAUUUUCAACCGCCAUUUUUAUUCGGAUAAUUUUCAAAAUAUUACUGUUAUUGUGUCAUGAAAUGUAGUUUUAAAAGUAUUUCAGGCGAGAAUGAAGUUGUUUUAAACUCAAAUAUGCGGUUCAUUUAUAAUGACAGCGUCUAUUUAAAAAAAUGUGUUUCGCCGAUCUCGGAGAUGAGCUCCAUGCGAUCAGCGGGAGCUCCGUCAUCAUGUAUCCGCCGAGAGCAGCCUCACCUCGGAUAGAUCUUCUGACAUUUGCCGCUGGCUCUGAUGUCUCUUUAGUGGUUCAAGAUAAAAUAUAAUUCGUUUGGGGUAAAAUGAAACGUUUCUUAUCUUUGGCCUUUAUUCAAUUUAUCUAUUAAUAUGGGAACAUAGGCUACUGUUGAAUGAGUGACUCCUAGCAGGCUCCUGAUUGGUUAACGUGGCGCGAAUUGACGCCAAAGUUCAAAUUUUUCAACUCGGGCGGCAGACGCGAAUUCGCGUUAAACGCUAAAUGCACAAAAAUCACCAUUCGCGCGAAUGAGGCGAAUUCCAGACGUGCGUAAAUGCGCCUUUGCAUUGACUUAACAUUGAAAUCAUUCGCACUAGACGCUCUAUUCGCGUUUGGUGUGAACACAGCAUUAUGAUUGAUGAUCAGCUGACUUUCUCAGACCACAUUGCUAAAACUGUCCGAUCCUGCAGAUUUGCUUUAUUCAACAUCAAGAAGAUAAAGCCCUUUCUUUCGGAACAUGCUGCACAACUCCUUUUUCAAGCUCUUGUUCUGUCCAGGCUGGACUAUUGCAAUGCCCUCUUGACAGGUCUUCCAGCCAAUUCUAUCAAACCUUUACAAUUAAUUCAGAACGCGACAGCAAGAUUAAUUUUUAAAGAGCCAAAAAGAAUACACGUCACACCUCUGUUUAUCAAUUUGCACUGGCUUCCAAUAGCUGCUCGCAUAAAAUUCAAGGCAUUGAUGUUUGCCUACAAAACUACCACUGGCUCUGCACCAAUUUACCUAAAUUUGUUACUUCAGACUUAUGUGCCCUCUAGAAGCUUGCGUUCUGCAAGUGAACAUCGUUUGAUUGUGCCAUCCCAAAGAAUCACGAAGUAACUUUUAUGGACUUUUAAAUUAAAUGUUCCCUCCUGGUGGAAUGACCUCCCCAAUAGGGCCCUUCGCGGGACUGUUUUCUUCAUCCCGCUCCCGCCGAAUUUCUGACCAUUACCGCCCGCUCCCGCAAUGUAUGUGUUACACUCCCGCCCGCUCCCGCAAUAUGUAUGUCCACUCCCGCCCGCACCCGCAAAACUCUGACAAUUUAUUCCCGCACAAUAAUAGAGAUGCAUUGAUUUUGUGUCUUCUCCCGUCCCGCAGGAAAAAAAAAAACAUGUAUUUGUAUUGAUAUUAUUAAAGAGAUUCAUGGGGUUGUUUGUUUCGUUUCCCUGGCCUGCAUAUAAAAAAAAAUAAUAAAAAAAGAUAAAACACAUAAUACAUUCAAAUAUAAUUUAGUUUUUAUCAAAAACUUUGCACAUAAAAAUAGACUGCUUUGCAAAAAAAAUAUACAUAAUAUGAUAAAAUGGGCUACAUGAAAAACAGCAGUUUUACAAUUAUUAGCCAAAUGUCGCAGGUAUUCUGUUUGAAAAAUACAAAUAAGAAUAAAAACAUUCAAACUUAGGCAGCCUGCUCAAUAACACUGGCAUCAUCACGCCUCUUGACAUAAUUAACAAAUGGCAACAAGGGGCUGUGCUCAAAAAACAACACUAAUAAAUAACAUUAGGUUCUUUUCUACAUCAUCUACUGACAUCUUCUCCAUCAUGUCGCUAGGCAACCUCCCUAUCCCGCGGUGUUUUUUUUAUCCGCCCAUUCCCGCCCGCAGCAAAAUUCAAACCGCGAGAUUUGCGUUGGGUCCCGCGGGACCCGGCGGGACUCAAUCCUAAUGCAGCCCUCUACUCCCCAACUCAAUCCGAGCAGCUGAGUCAUUAUCCAUCUUCAAGAAUCGGCUUAAAACACAUCUCUUCCAUCUUUAUUUGACCCUUCUUUAAUACUCACUAUUCUAAUUCUAUUCUUUAAAAAAUCUAACUACCUUUCUAAUCUUUUUGUAUUCUAUUUUCUUUUCAUUUAUUAUGCAAUUGUAUAUACAGUAUGUGUGUGUGUGUGUGUGUUUUUUGUGUGUGUGUGUAAAGACCACUAACUAGCUUGCUCUAUUCUUUUUUUUAUUCUGUUUUCUUUUUAUUUAUUAUAUUAUUUAAAAUUCCAUGCUACGUGUAUUGUGUUAACUUAACUGAGACUUGUUAUAGCACUUAUAUAUCAUUGCUUUUUUUGUUGUUUUUGAUUGCUUCCACUGUCUUCAUCUGUAAGUCGCUUUGGAUAAAAGCAUCUGCUAAUUGAAUAAAUGUAAAUGUAAAUGAUUGAGCAAAAAUGUUUAAUAGUAUAAGUUGUAGGACCUCUGUGAACAGACACGAAUAAACUUCACAAUCUGAGCACCAUUAAUUAUUAUCUGAAGGGAACAAUGCUCAGUUAUAUGUCAGCUUUAAGAGGACAUAUAACGGAGGACCUCUGUUCCAAAAUACCCCUGCUCAUCAGAAAACGAAUCAUGAGCUAAUCAUGUGACGUUGACAUCCUGAGUAGGUUUUCAUGCGGCUAUCUCCUAAAAAGGAGCUGAUUUAAUGAACUCUGAUCACAAAAUCCAAACCGGAAUCAACAAUAAUUAACGAACCACAACAAAGGAUCCAUACAGCGUGUCAACUUGCUUGAAACAAACGGAACUUUUUAAUAAAUAAUCUCUAAAGGACAACCAUUGAAAAAUCUGAAGGUUUAACUAUAUUAACAAAUAAUAUGUUUUAAGUCUGAAGUCUGUUCAAGGUAAUCGGUGCCACUUUAAUGUUUUAUAUAUGGCUUUUAUAACUUAUGCAGAUAGUGCUUUUAAAUGUGUGUAAGGUAUGGAAAGUUUAGUAUGGAAACGAAUGGCCAUGAGUGUUUGCAAGAGUGUGAAAAGAUGGUAUUUUGAAAGGUGUGUGUUGUACGAUACGUUAUAGAAGUUAUUAAACAAAAGCUUGCAAAAAUAUUGCUAAGUUGAAGUAUCAUGUUAAAGAAUGCAUGCUCCACCUUGCAGCAAGCAGAUUGGAAGAUCACGUUGUGGGAUGGGUCCAUUCCGCUUGGAUAAAACCCAAAUGUCUGAACUAAUUCAGUGCACUGCGCUUCCAUCUUUGCCAUUGCUUGACAAGGCAACAAGUUAAUCUCCAACUCUUCUAUUCAAUGCUAAUGCAAGUAAAACAAUAACUUUAUUUCUUGCUGAAGUAAGUAUUAAUUUAUCUUAAGCAGUAAAUAUAAGACACAUUUCUGCUUUUGUGAUAUUCUUGGUGCGAUCUAAUGAAUAACUUACUCCUGGGACUUAAUUCAAAUCCCUUAUCAUCCUUUUCAAUAAACUCUGUGUGUGUAUAUGUGUGUGUCUAGGUCCAUGUAAUAGAGUAGCUCAAUAAAUUAUUGUUUCAUUUAUAAAGAAA